Messenger RNA from Anarrhichthys ocellatus (wolf-eel), 2536 nucleotides. RefSeq names its product serum response factor binding protein 1 (gene srfbp1). The transcript is spliced from 2 exons. The coding region runs from base 467 to 2152 and encodes 561 amino acids. Gene Ontology annotation, biological process: maturation of SSU-rRNA. NCBI's taxonomy places the organism in Eukaryota, Metazoa, Chordata, Actinopteri, Perciformes, Anarhichadidae. The record is from RefSeq and is a predicted model, not a curated record. Gene Ontology annotation, cellular component: 90S preribosome; nucleus.
CGGGUUACGGGGAUCUUGUUUUAGUUUACGGAGCCGCAGGUUGUUGAGUUAACGCCGCUGCCGUGUAAAAUAAGCCGAUACACGUACGACGUUACUUGGUAAAAGUUACCCACGCUGGUCUCAACCACGUUUGUUUGGCAGCCUUUUCUACCUCAGCAGAGAUGUUUAAAAUCUCAAGUUUAUUCAGCUGCGACGUCACAUGAUACAAUUUAAUAUAAUUCCUCGAUAAAACAGUCUGUUUUAAUGCGAAUGUAUUAUGGGUAGUUUUAAUGCGGCAUAACCUAUUUCACCAUUUUACGUUUUGGUUGUUGCCAUUGACAAGUUAUCAUCUAAGAUUCUUUAUAUAUUUUUCUUGUUUAUUGUAAAAUAGUGUUUGUACAUUGAGAGCGGAGUGGAAACCGGAGCCAAAUUCCAUGUAUGUGUACUGUACAUGGCCAAUAAAGCUGAGUGAUUCUGAAGAUGGCUAAUGUUUCAACAGAUCUUAUUCACCAUGGACAUGGUAGAGGAAAUGAUGCCACCGACUGAGGAAAAAGAGAGGCAGGAGGAAGAAGCAGAAGAUUUAGAAGGAGGAGAAGAUGAUGCUGCAGAUGAGGAAGAAGAGAAGGAGGGAGAUGAUGAAGAACAGAAAGGUGGGGAUGAACAGGAAGUCAAAGCAAUCCCACAGGCCGCAAAUAAAAGAAAAAGAAAAAGAAUUCCAUUGCCCAAAAAAAAACCCAAAGAGAGAAAGAAGGAUGAGGUUCUGAACCUCAACAACGAGGUGGUGAGGAUGAGGAAGGAGGUGAAGAGGGUGAGGGCUUUGGCCAUCAGAAGGCUGACGCGGCAGAUCGCUGCGCUGAAGAAGAAGAAGGGCAAAGAGAUGGAGAUUGAGAAGAAUCAGAGGAGAGCUGCCAGACUGCUGGAGGAGAUCCAUGCCAUGAAGACCCUCUCACCAGACCUGGUGACAAAGACAGCCUUGCAGAAGGAUCUACACUUCGAACAGGUGUGCAAAGACCCCAAGUCUACCAUGUCCGACCGGGCCACAGCACGCAUCGCCACUCACCCUCAGUUCAACAAGAAGAUUGAGGAGAUCAAAGCUGCCGUGAAAGCCUUCAAAGAGGAGCGGAUGAAGGGUGGAAAGCAGGGAGGGAAGGAAAAGGUGCAAAAUACAGGUGGGAAGGUGACUACACAGUCAGCAGAGCGAAAGAGUGAGAAAAAAGAGGACAUUAUAGUGGAGCAAAAGGAAAUCCUAGACAAAGAGGAAGGAGGUGAUAUCCUUAAAGACACUCAAGAUGCAACUGUUGCCGAACCUGAAAAGGAAACCAUGAAAGCAAGUCCUUCAGCUGAUACUGCGGAUGGUCAAAGGAAAGAGAUACCAGAGGCUAAGAAUGUAAUAUUAGCAUCAGUAAAAGGCAGUGAAGGAAAGGACGUUGUGAAAAAUACACCUCAAGCUAAACAUGCAGAAAAGAAACCCGAUCCUCAGUCUGCACCAGAAGUGCUCCAGAAAAAGGAGGAUGAGGAAGAGAGUGAUCUAGAGGCAUCAGAUGAUGAAGAGAAAGAGUACUUUGAUGACAGCACAGAGGAACGUUUCCACAAGCAGUCGUCCCAGUCCGAGGAGAGCGACGACGGCUUCUUUGUGGGAAAAGUGAGCAAAUUCAAGAAGAAGAAGAAUAAGCAGGAAAGUGUAGAAGGGGACAAGGCCGAUGAGCGGCGUGAAGGGAACGGUUCAGACCGGGUCCAGAGAGAACUGGAUGAGCUUGAGUCCAGGCUGAGGUCUAAAGGGACCUCUCUUCAGUCUGUCUUUUGUUCUACCCUCUCUUCGUCUAAGCUGGGCGGGGGCAGAGGGAGAGGCGGGGAUAGAUUUAGGGGCCAAGGGAAACCACAGGGGGGCCGUGGUCUAGAUCGAGAUUUCAGUAAACAACCCAAGUUCCAAAGGCAGGAGAGAGGAGCAGAGAGACAUCCAGGGUCCAAGUACAGCAAGCCCGAGUCCUUUCCCUCUGUGGGCAGAGGGAGGGGGCGAGGGCGAGGCAGGGGUGGAGGCAGAGGUGUCUUUACCCAUCAGGAACCACAGCAGGCACUGCAUCCAUCGUGGGAGGCCAGUAAGAAAAGGAAGGAGCAGCAUGGACAAAUCCUGGCCUUCCAGGGGAAGAAGAUCAAGUUUGACGAUGACGACUGAAACCGUUUGUUUAUUAACGUUGAAUACAUUUAGUUUGAGUGUCGUACACACCACAUUUUUCUGGUCCUCGUUAUCUGGCCCACUAGUGAGGCGUAAACGUCGUCCCUCAGUAUGUUGGAGGCUCAAUACUAGUGGAGAUGAUCUUUGAGAAGAUUUGUUUGUAUUAAAUAUCAGGAGAAAUGUGUUGGAAUAUAAUUUUAUUCCCAAAUGAGAUUUAAUUCUAAAUUGUGAAAUGCAUCACUUGAAGCAUGUUAUUUGUCGUGAAAUAGAUUUACUAGUUGACAAGUAAUUUGUAAGAGGGCCAAUUCUGUUAGAAAUGUAUAUUUGGGAAGUGAUAUUUUUCUUUUUUAAUGUUUUUUUGAAUAAAGUAUUUCUAAACCUGUA